Pararge aegeria (speckled wood butterfly) is the source of this 7747-nucleotide messenger RNA. RefSeq lists its product as uncharacterized. NCBI's taxonomy places the organism in Eukaryota, Metazoa, Arthropoda, Insecta, Lepidoptera, Nymphalidae. Gene Ontology annotation, molecular function: ubiquitin protein ligase binding; zinc ion binding; tumor necrosis factor receptor binding. The coding region runs from base 401 to 3316 and encodes 971 amino acids. Gene Ontology annotation, biological process: protein autoubiquitination; negative regulation of centriole replication. Gene Ontology annotation, cellular component: peroxisome; aggresome. The record is from RefSeq and is a predicted model, not a curated record. The transcript has 17 exons.
AAUGUGGGUAAAUAAAAGCCCUGUUUGUGUGCAAAAUAUUAAAACCUACGAUUCCUAAAUGGAUACACUAUUGCAAAGUUGUUAGUUUUAAACACAAAAAGCAUAGGAAAAAUAAUCUACCUACAGUUUUUCUUUCUAUAUAUGAAAUUAAACCUUGUUUUAGUAAAUUUAAACAUAUUUUUGGGAAGUUUCGUUUGCUGAGUAUAGCAACAUACUUUUUUUUGUUUUUAUUUUGAUUUCGAUCGAGAUUCGAACACGGAAGUUGCUUUUCUCGUUGUGUUGACGCUCGCAUCUCGCAAGUCCCAUUGCGAAACAUGUCCUAUCGCAGUUUUCGAAGUUUGUAAACAUACAUCAAAUUAUGGUGAACAAAACAUCCUAUCCGUAAUACGGAGUGUGAAACAUGGCUUCGCGUGGAGAAAAAGUAAAUGGAAAUGGCGAGGAGCAGAUCGUCGAGACGUUGGCGGAGGUGUUCCGGUGCUUCAUCUGUAUGGAGAAGCUGGUGGAUGCGCAUUUGUGCCCCCACUGCUCAAAGCUCUGCUGCUAUGCUUGUGUGCGACGAUGGCUUACGGAGCAGCGGUCCCAGUGCCCACACUGCCGAGCAGCCCUUCACCUCCAUGAGUUGGUGAACUGCCGCUGGGUCGAGGAAGUCACACAGCAAAUAGAAACCAUGCAACAAACUAAUUCUGCUUGUCAAAGGGAAAGUUUUCGGGACAGAUGUCCAACUCAUCAAGAGAAGCUGACAGUCUACUGUUGGACGUGCCGUCGUUGUAUCUGCCACCAGUGCGCUUUGUGGGGUGGCACACACUCCGGUCACACAUUCAAACCUCUAGAAGAGGUUUACAAUCAACAUGUGACUCAGAUACGAGACGAGGUUUCACAGCUGAGACGUAGGAUCAUGGAACUUAUAAGCCUUGUUCAGGAUGUGGAACGGAAUGUUGAAUCCGUACGUUCAGCGAAGGACGAGCGCGUCCGCGAGAUUCGGAACGCGGUCGAACUAAUGAUCUCCCGAUUGGACUCCGCCCUGAAAGCCAAGCUGCUCACACUGAUGGGACAGAAGAACAGCCUCACCCAAGAGACUGAGCAACUUGAGCAUUUGCUACAGGAGGUCGAGCAUCAGCUGCAUUCCAGCACUAGAUCCGAAUUGAUAGCAAAGAGCGGUGAGUUAUCGAAAAUGAUUCACCAAGUACGGAAAAAGCCGAUGGCGAGCUUCGUUACUGCACCCGUACCGGCCGAUUUUCACAGUGAAAUCGUCCCGAGCUACGACAGCAGCACAUUCCCAUUGGCCCACUUCACACAGCUGCAGCACGCGGCAGCGCCCGUAUACUCUGCGGCACUGCACGUGAACGGUCUCUGCUGGCGGCUGAAGGUGUACCCCGACGGCAACGGCGUCGUGCGAGGAAACUACCUCUCCGUCUUCCUAGAGCUCAGCGCCGGCCUCCCCGAAACCUCCAAAUACGAGUAUCGAGUGGAGAUGCUACACCAAGUGUCUCGAGAUCCGUCGAAGAAUAUCGUGCGCGAGUUUGCUUCGGACUUCGAAGUGGGCGAGUGUUGGGGCUACAAUCGGUUCUUCCGAUUAGAUCUCCUCGCCAGCGAGGGUUAUCUCAACCCUGACACGGACACCCUUAUAUUAAGGUUCCAAGUGCGUCCACCGACGUUCUACCAGCGUUGCCGCGACCAGCAGUGGUACAUUACCCAGUUGAUUACGAUGCAGAAUCAGCACAUCCUACAAAUCAAUGAUCUCAAAGAGAGGCUGACAUUGGAAAUGUCUCGCAACUCGAUAGCCGCGACCCGUUCUACGCCAAACGGUUCAGUGACGUCACAGUCCAACGUCACAGGCAACAACGAUACUGACAACCCUUCGCAGAACAAUCCCGUCGAUGGUGGUAACAACAUUACCGCUGCGAUGAUCAGCGACCACCAGUGGAAGUUUACUAUGCCCCACAACAUUAUUAGUGGCCAGAGGUUGACAAGUCCAGGUGCUGCAUUCGAUGAGUCGUGCAACAACGCAGUUUGUCGCUUCGGCGACUACGUAGACCGAUCUCGCGCCGCUCAACACGUGCUCGACGCACCUCAGAACUUACCUUCCACUUCCAGGUCGACAAAUUCGCUGCAAGCUGGUGGUCCGGACAACUUAGCGUUGGUCAGUCUGCACACGCUUCUGAGCGCGGCCGGCGCUGCCCCCGCGCCCCGCAACACCCGCAUGCGUACACGUCCCGACAAGCAGACCGUUGCCGACUCGCCACUUACCGCGGUGGCGAGCACGCCGAUUACGGAGGCGUCCACGGGCAACACAACGGUGUUGUGUUCGUCGCUAUCGUCCCCGGAGCUGAAUGCGACGGGUGGCGAGACGCAGGCCGACGCAACCGCGGCACCCCCCACUUCUGAGGCAGGCCCCGCAAUCCCCGCGCAACCUGCCUCGGAAUCCAGCAGUGACACCGGGGAUUUAAUGUUCAAUCAAUUGGACUAUGCAUUUGUUGGCGAAAACAACCCUAACCAUGUUGACGAGAACUCCAACGAGGAGAAUGAUGUGGAUGAAGAAACUAUGUCAGGAGAAAACGAUAUCGAGGGCGCGUGCGGUGAUUCUAGCCGGCCAAACGAAGAGGGCGAUAUACUAAGUCGACUUCUGUGCGCGGUGCACGGGCGGGGGGUGACACCCGCCGGCAGCGACGGGCCGGUGUCACCCGCUGACUCGCCUUACGUACCACCCGGGUUCUCGCCGUACUCGCCGUAUCACCAUCCGCACACGGUGCUGCAAACACCCACGCCCGCGAGGCUUGACGAUCCGCAGCUGUCGACGGCUGCGCACACGGACAUGUUACUGUUGAAUCUCAUGCGCAUUAAUGGACUGACGCCCAAGUGUUCGCGGAGUAGCAAGCACGUUCCAAAACGCAACUGGGCCACGUCGUCACAAAGCGACCCCACAUUGCCGCGAACUAAUUGCGGGGGCGCGACUCCACGACCCCCGCGCAAUAACCCCAGCCGCGGCCGACGUCCCCAGCGGUCACCGCGGAACCCACCACUGUCCCCAGGGCAACUACAUCGUGACAACGUACCAGGCUCGGUUGGCUGGUCCAACGCGGCUCAUGGCAACUCCGCGACCUCCGCCGAGGGCGGCGCAGCCCUACGCGAGUGCUACUGGCCCUCGGCAUCCUCGCUCAGCGACACCGACGACGUCGAGGUGGUUCUCGACUACAACGACACUCUGUUCGAUAUGCUGUUAAACAGCCUAUCGCUUGAGGGUGCAAACAUGGCGGAAUGUGACGACGCACCCCCCGUGCAGCCUUGGAGCCCGCCGCGCGACCCGCGCACCGACUGACCCUGUCCCCUUCACCCGCAACCAGAAACGCACCCGCAACCGCACGUCCAGCCGCAAUCGCAACCGCAGACGCCGCUGUCUUACGACUUGGCUGACUACGACGAUGAUCUGCACUACCGACGCGAAUAUCAACAUUGAACUUUUAUUUUGGGCAUCUACUACUGUGUGUGACAUACAGUGAUAGUGUGUGACAAACAGUCGCAGUCUGUGUGUGCGCGAUUCGCGCAAGCAACUAAUGUCUGAGAGAAACUAGUUUGGCAAUUUUUGACGAAAAGUUCAGUAUUCUUAGUACAAGAUUUGCUCGCUCGCAAUCGAAGAGUCGUUUUCGUUAAUGAAACUCUGUAUCGUAAAAGUCAAAUGGACCUAAUGUCGCUGGUUGUGGAGUCCUGCACUUCUGAUUUUUGUUUUAAACACUAGGUAAAACUGUGGGCAAAUGUAAGCUUUAAUGCAAUGCCAAUACGAUCCAUUUUACUCCGAUGUUCAAGUAUAUACUUACGUAAGUAUAGUACUUUUGAAGGACAGUUAGCACGUUAAGCGUCCUGAGUUUUCGAGUAUCGCAUACUAAAAUGGUCUUUAUUUUCCUUUCAUUAAAGUUUGAAUUCGUCCAUACGGUCAGUAGCGAAUACUUUGUCAAACAAAAAUCGUUACGGUACCGGGUAGUCAUAAGGAACAGAACAUUUUAGUAUGACAUCAGUGUUUCGAUAUUCUUUAGACUCUUACUUUAAUUUACCUUUUUAUCUAGAAAUCAGAAUGAUAUAUUGCAUUUACUAGAAUUUUCUUGGUGCGUUAUAUUUUUGAAUAAUAAUAAUUAUGUUGUUUGGUGUGAUUGUGGAUUAAUACUGAUGCGUUGGACUUUAUAUUAAAGUGAUUGAACUACAUAAACAUAAACUAACCGGAUCAUUUUUUGGAUAGUAAAAUGUUUUUUCUCAUAUGAUGGCGGUGUAAUGAUGAUGACACAAAAAUAGUAAUCUGAGAUACUUAGUAAAACGUUUUAAACUUUUCGUCCACACUUUGUAAAUUAAAAAUCAGUAGUGAUUUGCGACUCUAAAAUGUUGUAACUUGUUACAUUGUCUCGAUACUCGAUAUUAACUUAAUGGUUGCGAACGAGAAAAACUCAGAGUAAUAGAGUAAUGGUACCGAAAGCUGCAUUCUACUAUGGAUCACAAAGUAAGUAAGAAUUGCAUUAAACAUGGGUUACAUAAUAUGUUACAAACAUGUUUUGCCCUUUGGACCAAUUUUAUGUUGCACCUAUUUUGUUUUGCAAUGGCAUGCAAAUUUUUUUCAUAUUAUUAUGUAACCCAUGUUUAAUGCAAUGAAUUAAUUAUUAUUGUCAUUCUUACUUUAUUAAUCUCCCACUGAGUUAUUCCACCCACGACGCUGCUGCAAUGCGGGUUGGUGGAUUUUAACGAUUAUUAUGACAUGUUAGUUAUAAUAAACCAGGACCAAUGGCCUAAAGUAGGUAAGUAGUUGCUGAGGUGGACGAUGACAAUUAUCAAAUUCAAAACUCAAGCUUAUUCUACCAACCCAUUCUAGGCCUUACCCGGGAAUAUAACUUAGGACUUCGUGAUCCGUAGUAGAACACGCCACGAGAGACAAGCACAAGGCAGUUGAACGGAAUAUAGAUGUCACCUUUAUUACAUUAAAUACAUAAAUGCAGCUUUCGGUACCAUUACUCUAUUACUCUGAGUUUUUCUCGUUCGCAACCAUUAAGUUAAUUGGGACCCUAACUUGGGUUUUCGGUAAUCUCAUAAAAAAAUGAUCACAUUGCAAGUGCGUGCCAACAAGACAGUUUUAUAAAAUUACUGUACGUACUGACUACUGACCCCGCUGGUCAACACAAAGCGAUUUUGUAUUAAAUCAAAGGCAGUAUUUCGUUCAGGGAUACCGAUUUUUGUGAAUUUUUUUUUUUAGUGUUCCAACUAAUAUGAGAUAUUAAUGUUGGAACUAUCGAUAUUACAAUCUUGGAAUAAGAGCCAUGGCAUAAUUUGAUUAUACUUGUCAAGAUAUUGCAGAGAGCAAGGGACUUGCGUCAACCCGCUGUGGGUAAACUCAGUUUAGUUUUAUUGUUGUAAUGAGUGCCUAGUAUGAGAUUUUCUACCUACGUUUACUUAUACGAUAGCGUGUAAAUUAGCUACGAUUUAUGUGGUAUCGACGCAGCGCCAACUAGUGAGUAAACGGAGGUAGUAAAUCUCUGACUUGGCACCCUGUUAAGAUGUGUAUGAAAGUGUAAGUAAAAAUUAUUUUGGGCAUUAUAAUGUGUACUCAAAAUUUGAUCUCCCGUAUUUAUUGUUAAGGCAAUGCCCGUGUCAGUAGAAAUGUUAUCUGUUUCCGACUUCGUGUAUAUCGCUACAUGUUUAGGGUCCGCUCAGACAUUAGGGUCAGGGACCCCACAAACAAUGUAGGAUCUGCAAGUUCACUGUAUUAUAUGAUAGCAGUUUAAAGUUAAUAAAAUUAAUAAUAAAUGUUUUCCGGAGGAUUAAGUUUUAUAUUAAUUAUUAGGCAUAAAUGAAAGUAUGUGCUAAACGUUUAGAAUUUUUUGACUAAUAAAAAAAAAUGGCAAACUGUGGAUUCUUCAUUUUAUAGGGCGUGGACCUGUACUUACUAAAACUGUGUGGUUAUGAAUGUUCCGGAACACUGACGAUUCUAAUGCAUAAUGCAGUGAAAGGUACAAAUGCACGCAUUUUUUUCCCUGACGGAACAGUUAAGGGGCACACUGACCCUGAUAUGUCUGGAAAGACCAUUUGUGUAUUAAUAUUGUAAAACAUUCUGGUUAUAAGAUUGAUGUCAUAGAUGAAUAGAAUUUGACAGGUGUUUCACAGUUUCUUCGUUUCAAAUAGAGCGAUAAUACAAAUGCUUUGACUAAAACACACGUCUUAAAGUUGUUUUCAUGUUAUUUAAUAUUCACGGAGUAGAUUUAUUGGUAAUUAAUAUUGAUGGUAGUUUUUGAACUUAUAUUGAUGUCCGAUAUUGAAUUAGGUAAGAGUCAUUCCAGGGCUCUGAUUUUCCAUCAUCAAUCAAUUGUAACACACUAUUAAGAUCUUCAUACAAAUAACAACUCAUACCAGAUGAACACCGACUUGAAUCAAAUUUUAUUGAAAUAAUAUAUAUAUAGACGGCAUUUAAAUGUGAGUUUUAUAUCAUGCGAAAAAAUUGUUAUUUAUGCAACUGUUACGAAAUGCAUUUUUAUUUGUGCUAAGCAAAUUAAUUAAAAAUUGUGAUUUGUAAAGCACAAUGCGAAACGUGCGUGGAGAGUGGAUUUUAGAAGAUUUGAGCGGUAUGGUAAAUAAAAGAAUACGAUGAUGCUGUGAAGAAAUUUUUGAUUAUAUAUUUUAAAUUAUUUUUUUAUGUAAAAGAAUUAAUUCGAGUUUAUAUAUUUUAAAUUAUUUUUUUAUAUGACAUUAUUAACUUUACUGCUUUUCAAAAUCAAGUCCAAUGUCGAGUUCAUUGGGUAUGGGAAGGGUAAGCUCGAGUUCUGAUGUGAAUUUGGUCAGAAUGAACAGUGCCAAAAUUUAACGACGAAUAAUUUUCGGGUGCAGUCAAGAAUUGAAAUCUCAUUGGGAAUUGGGGCCCAGUUUACAGAUAUUGAAAUAGUCAGUUUAAUGUUUGUUUAAUUGUAGCGAUAUUACAAUAAGUGCAUUGGCCAGAGUCUGGACUGGUAUGGAUUUAUCUUAUUAUCUACAGGUAAAUCUCAUUAAUUCUUUACUUCUUUUUACAAUUCCUCAAAUAUACAAGUUAGGUUUCUUCCAUGUUGUUUAGGGGUCAAGAAGUUAUAUAGUUUUAAAAUACAAAAAUUGAGAGUGGCAAUCCUUAUUAAUAACAUUGCGAGUUAAGGUCUUUCUUGUAAAGGGCUCUAUCUAGCGUCUAGACCCAAGAUGUCCGUAUAGAUAAACUAUCGAGCUAAAAUCUGGUUUCCAGUAAUUGCCAAUCUUAAGAUUGAUCUUGAGAAACUGUUCAUAGCCUAAUGUGAUAUUAUUAAUACGAGCCCUUUAUGAGUAUCGAAUACAUAUCCUUCAAAAGAUAUUAGCUGUCAGUCCAGACGCGGCCAUAUUGUGGCAUAGGUGACGUAGUGUUGUUGACUGAAAGUUCAAAGUAAGCUAAGUGUUUGAGCGCUAAGUGCUUUUUGUUUAAGGCUUAUUUUUGUGCUUUAGCUUAUUGUAUUGAUGUUUAUAAACACUAUUAGAAGCUAUCAGUAUAAAAAUAAAUAAUAAUCGGUAUAAUUUAAUUUAAUUUAUCGUGUAAUGAUGUGUACUGGCCCGAGAGGGCGUAGACAAUGAAAGGGGCGUUUGAUUAAAGGUAAGACUUGGUAUCUUACCUAAUUAAAUUUACAUGAUGGGUACAAUUGAUUUGACAAAUUACAUAAUAAUAUAUUUUUGAUUGUCGGUUGUUGUAUUGAUGUCAUUAAAUGAAUGUAAUAAAGCAUUAAAAAUUUCA